UUGAGCUUCCGGAGCUGAGUGCCGCUGCUCGGCGCUGGAGUCGCCGUGCCGCCGCCGGGAUCAUGGUGUUCUACUUCACCAGCAGCAGCGUUAACUCAUCUGCUUACACUAUUUACAUGGGAAAGGAUAAAUAUGAAAAUGAAGAUCUGAUAAAGUAUGGCUGGCCUGAAGAUAUUUGGUUUCAUGUGGACAAACUCUCUUCGGCUCAUGUAUACCUUCGAUUACAUAAGGGGGAGAAAAUAGAAGAUAUUCCAAAGGAAGUACUGAUGGACUGUGCCCAUCUUGUGAAGGCCAAUAGCAUUCAAGGCUGCAAGAUGAACAACGUCAAUGUGGUUUAUACCCCUUGGUCUAACCUGAAGAAAACGGCCGACAUGGAUGUGGGACAGAUAGGCUUUCACAGGCAGAAGGACGUAAGUGUGAAAAUUGUGACAGUAGAGAAGAAAGUGAAUGAGAUCCUGAACCGAUUGGAAAAGACCAAAAUGGAGCGGUUCCCAGACCUAGAGGCAGAGAAAGAAUGCAGAGACCGUGAAGAGAGGAAUGAGAAGAAAGCCCAGAUUCAGGAAAUGAAAAGGAAAGAAAAGGAAGAGAUGAAGAAGAAGAGGGAGAUGGACGAACUUAGGAGCUAUUCGUCACUAAUGAAAGUUGAGAAUAUGUCUUCAAAUCAGGACGGCAAUGAUUCAGAUGAAUUCAUGUGAAUGGAGAAAAGGACCUUUUAAAGAUGUGAAUUUAGGGACAGUUGCAGAAGUUUUGAUUUCAUCUGUGUUCUGAGUCAUAAACAACAACCAACCAAAAUAAUAUUCUACAAAUAUUACCAACUUUGGAGUUAAAAAAAAUUGUUCCCUUUUCUGCUCUCAGAAAAGGAGCAGAUAAAUACACACACACACACACACACACACGUAUACAAGAUAGUUGGACUUGAAGACAGCAUAUAACUUUAGGAAAGUGAAAAUAUUUUUGCCAGAGCAUGUCCUGGUACCUCAUGAAGGUUGGCUGCCCUUGUUCUUGGAAUGUUCCCCUCACCCUUGAUUUCCUGAUAGGAAAAAAAAAAGCAUGGGUUUUGAAGGUGAUAGUGAUAUUUUCAGAAGGUUGCUGGCUUCAAUGGUCAUGUCCCAUUGUGCCAUCUGAGUCUGUUAGCAGAGCUGCCCUCAGCUCUCAGCUUGUCCAAGCUUCCACGUGCUACAUCCUUCCUUUUCCCAUUGAGAGCCUCCAUCCAGGUACCAUCAGACUUAAAUAAAUAGUUGGUGUUAAUCAAGGUUGGGCCUUAUGGCGGAUUUUACCUGAGCACCAAGUAACCCCAGCUGCGUAUAUUAAACUUCAGGCUCCAGAGUCAUUUCUCAGCACUGAGGGGAGAAAUAGGAAAGGAUGCUCUGUGAAUCAUUUUGAAGAUGUAGGUUACCUGAUUUUUGUCUUGGGAUGUAGCAUAAAGCACAAGUCUACUUGGCAGUUAUGGUUUUAGAAAGAAUUAAGCAUUUCACUAACCAGCCAAGUAGUUUAUUUACCUUGAAAUAAUAUUUAUUUUGAGUUAGAACCCCAGAGUUCAGAUUUCUCAAUUGUAGACUCAGUAACUUAAUAUGUAGCAGUCCUACCCAUCUGCACCACCUGCCCUCCAGGAUGAUUCUGAAUAGAAGAUAUAUUUUUAUUAUAGCCUGCAAGGCAACCCGUGUGGCAAGAGACAAGACAAGACAAUGAAAGGGGAAGGCACAAAGCCUGCAGGUCAGAAGGCAUGCAGAUGCACAUUUUAACCACACGCAGAGUCUGCAGCUGUAUUCUAACCCAGCAAAAAUAUCUCCUCCAACAGAUAUUCCACCUGUAACAGCACUUUGGAGUGGCGGGUAAAACCACAAGACUUCAGGGUUUCUGUUUAUCCCAAGUUGGUGUAUGGGGUUGAACUGGAAGAUUUCCUGAGACAUAACUCGGCCAAAUUGUGAGAAGGGGUGUGGGAGAUGACUCCAGAAAUUUGUGAUUGUGUGUGUAUAUAUGUCCAGUCAUUUUCAGCCUGGAGUUGUGAGAUGGAAAUGUAAUAAUAAAGACUCAUUUUUUUAUUUGGGA
Eubalaena glacialis (North Atlantic right whale) is the source of this 2049-nucleotide messenger RNA. RefSeq names its product coiled-coil domain containing 25 (gene CCDC25). The transcript is spliced from 9 exons. The record is from RefSeq and is a predicted model, not a curated record. NCBI's taxonomy places the organism in Eukaryota, Metazoa, Chordata, Mammalia, Artiodactyla, Balaenidae. Bases 63 to 695 code for a protein of 210 amino acids.